AUGUAUGCAAUCCGGCCGUCAGCUUCGUCAAUCCUCCCAAAAUGCAGCAUUCUCGCCAGCAGCUGCCAUUCCCUCCUCCUGCUUCCUAUCACCGAUAGGUCCCACGUUACCCGCCUUGAGCCCCAUCACAAACCCCAAUCCCGUUUCUAUGCCACCAAUGCCCACCACAGCUGGCCGACCAAGCCGAUUUCCCAACUAACCCCGUAUGAAAUCUUCAACCAACCUCAUUUAUCAAUCUAUCACAAAGUACAUUUCUACCAAUUAGUCAAACUCUACCAUCCAGAUUGUAUCCCACCAUCCGACCAUCCAUGUUCAUUACUCUCCAAAACCACAAGAACCGAAAGGUUCCGUCUCAUCGUCGCUGCAAAUACGCUUCUAUCCGAUCCAGCGAAGAAAAAAGCAUACGAUGAUUUCGGGGUAGGUUGGAACACCGUUCCACGACAUACGGAUUUUAAACGACGUACUGCUGCAACAUAUGCUUCCGGACCUUGGAAGAAUUCUCCAGCUGGGAACGCGACAUGGGAGGACUGGGAAAGAUGGUAUAAAGCUGAAGGUAUGGGUGGCGGUAGCGGGAAUUACUACUCUUCGCCGGGUGGAGGCACUUCCACUGGUGAGCAUGCUAGUGCUGCAGAGCCUAUAACCGCGCAUAAGAAUUUUGUGACGAUUAUUAUGUUGCUGUCCUUCACGGGGAUAUUGAUACAGUUGUCAAGGGUGGACCAGUUUAAUACGUCAUAUGAGGAGAAGAGAGAUAGGAAGAAUAGAGAUAUCCAGAGGGAUCUGUGGAGGAUAAGGAGGGAUGAUGUGGGUAAAGAUGGCAGGGUACAAGCAUUUCUGAAGAUGAGGGAUCCGGAGGGGUACGGUGGGGUAGAAGCGGUGAGGGAGGAAAGGAUGAAGAAGCUACUUCCCGAGGGAGAGGUUUGUCUGAGUGAUGGUAUCGAGGGGGGUGCUAAAUAG
Molecule: messenger RNA, 954 nt
Organism: Orbilia oligospora ATCC 24927
Lineage: Eukaryota; Fungi; Ascomycota; Orbiliomycetes; Orbiliales; Orbiliaceae
Exons: 1
Coding region: 1-954 (317 amino acids)
Source: RefSeq, a predicted model, not a curated record